AUGUUUUGAGAUCGCAGGUCCAUCGAACGUCAAUGUCAAACAAUAUUUAGUGUGUAUUGUGAAAGUGUGCUCUGAAGACGGAUGAUUUUCUCACAAGCGUGAGAGGAGCAUUUCAGGCGAAAUGAAAUUCCAUAUCCAGAUUGCUCAAGUUAUUAGCUUUGCCAUUUGCACUUUCUCCCUCAUCUUGACUGAACAUUCGCGCAAUGAUGAACUUAAAAAAAAGAAUAUCAACGUGACCGACUGUCUUAAUUACCUGACGCCAAAGCCACAUUUUGAAGCACCUGUGUUCUCCAAUGACACUGAAAAUCUGAGCUUUGAAAAUUGCGGAAGUUGGAAAAAUGAGGGAGACAAUGCCAAAGCACCUUGGCGCAUCCAACUGGUAGACACCAAUGACACCCUCAAUAAUUGUGAUGGCAUCCUCAUCUCAGACAAGACUAUCAUCACCUAUUGGACGUCUACCUCGGUGUUUCAUUCAUUCAUGAGAGGAAAUGCACUGCGAAUUCACGGAGGCCCUUGUGAAAUGAGCAAUGAUACUGAAUCUUGCUUCAGAUUUUACAACAUUAACAGAAGAAGUGACUUAGGACUUCUCAGCGGCCAAAAGGUACUUGAUGUAAACCUUAUCAAUUUGAUCGGGCUACCAUUUCUAUACGUGUGGACGAUCACACCUUUGAAAUUAAGUGAUGGUUUGACACCAAUCUGCUUGUGGAACGAAGACAACUCGAGAGACGAGCAACUUCAAUACUUCGCACAAGAUGAAUUUGGAUCCACGACCAGCCUGGCAAUCGAUAACAAGAGUAACUACGUUGGUGCAGAGCAGUGUUACAUGGAACAUAAUAUGAUGCGGAUAGAGAUCUGCGAGGCAAUCAGAUUCUCGAUAUGCUUGAAUGUUAAAAGUGACCCCAAAUUGUUGGCUCCAACAUAUCUGCUGGUUCAAAAGGGGAGCCGCGUUUACUUGCGAGGACUCAAUACCUAUUAUUCCAGAGAGCGACAGUCGUGGAUAGACUUGCUUGUCAAAAUGGAAAGCUUGAUUGCGUAUUCGACCAAUUUAACCAUGACCAGAGCUUAGUUUUUUUUCUAACUUGGGCUCGCAGCGUUAUUUGCUAGUUAAGUAAAGGAGUGGACGGCAGCUUCAGUAAAUAAUAUACAUACAUACUAGAAAAUGCUUGUCUUUAAAUAUUUUUAUAUAAAUUGGUGCAAAAGUGGACUAAAUUGUGUCUUUAUAAAUAAAUAAAAAAUCCAAUGAUACUUUUAAUUGAA
Messenger RNA from Cloeon dipterum, 1257 nucleotides. RefSeq lists its product as uncharacterized. Bases 122 to 1066 code for a protein of 314 amino acids. The transcript is spliced from 8 exons. The record is from RefSeq and is a predicted model, not a curated record. NCBI's taxonomy places the organism in Eukaryota, Metazoa, Arthropoda, Insecta, Ephemeroptera, Baetidae.